UUCCUGUUCGCGGUGUGUGUUGAUAUUGAGAGUCACAGAACAUUUUACAUUUUAAUUUUAUUAUAAUUAUUAACACGGAAAUGGUUUUAGAGCCAAGGCUCCGCUCUGUGUAUAAGGAAAGUUUCCUCUAACGUGUUUGUAUAAAUAAUAAUGAUUGGUUUAUACGGAGGGGACAUCAGCAACGCUCAGGAAAAUGUCCCGGUUUGCGUGGAAAAAGGUGCGAGUGAUGACAGUUUUCCCAACUUCCAGUACACUCCAGAGAACAUUCAGGGUGUGGGCUGUGAUGUUGACCCGAGUGAAGUGACCCUGCCAGGCUGUUCAUGUCACUCGCUGUCCUGUGAGCCGCUCAGCUGCCCAUGCCUGCGUUUUGGCCUGGUGUACACCGAGGGAGGUUUACUGGAGCAGCGAGAGGAGUCGGCUGCCUCUUACAGCCAGCCUGUGUUUGAAUGUAAUGCCCUGUGUGCGUGUGGCGAGUCCUGUCGGUCCCGUGUGGUCCAGAACGGCCUGCAAACCCGCCUCUGUGUUUUCCGAACCGAGAACCGUGGCUGGGGGGUCGUGACCCUGGAUGCCAUCAAACGUGGCAGUUUUGUGUGCGAGUACGCCGGGGAGGUGAUCGGGUUUGAGGAGGCACAGCGGAGGCAGCUGUCCCAGACUCCCGAGGAUAAGAAUUACAUCAUCGCCGUGCAGGAACACGGCGGCUCGCUGAGGCUAGGUGUGACGUUUGUGGAUCCGGUCGCCGUGGGCAAUGUGGGCCGCUUUCUGAACCACUCCUGCCAGCCCAACCUGACCAUGGUGCCCGUGCGCGUGCACUCCCUCGUGCCCAGACUGGCCCUGUUCUCCAGCCGAGACAUAGAGCCGGGUGAGGAACUCACCUUCGAUUACUCGGGAGGACGUGCGCCGAGAACUGACGCUUCUGGUGAAGAUCUCCAGAGGAAAGUGUGUCUGUGUGGCGCACAGAACUGCUCUGGCUUUUUACCUUUAGACUUUUCAGUCCUGCGCUGAGAUUAAAGGAGAGAAAUGAUUCUGUAGGUUAUUUUAUAAUGCGUUUAUAGUGUGUUAACACCAUUUAUGUCAUCGUUGUGAACACACACACACACACACACAGUAUGGCAGCUGACAUCAAUCUGACAGCGUCUUACAGAGACAGUCAUUAUUAAAUAAUAUCUCGGAGACCUGAGGGUAACGCUGACACCUCUGUGACAGCACGGUCUCCGGUUCGAACAUAAACUCAGGUUACUGUGUGGAUGAUGUCAUGUUCUCCUCGUGUCUGUGGGUUUCCUCUAGAUUGAUUAAGUUCGAAAAUGAUGGCGAAGGUUUCAUAGACGUGCAUAGAAUAAAAUCCUGGUAUUACACACAUUAAUGCCUUUAACUGUGGAAGACUCUCUUCUUAUUGGUCUACACAUGAAGUUUCUGGAAAUUCCUAUUUCCCAGCUGGUAAUGUAGCUUUCUGGAAAGUUCAGAAAUCCUGACGACUUCCUAAAUUGCUAAUUUAGCUUUUGGAAAAAAAAAAUAGAUUUUGGAAAUUUUCAAAUAGUCACCUGGUUCUUGAAUUGGCAGUAUAGAUUCAGGAUUCCCAACUGGUUCCUGAACUGGAAAUCUGUUAGAAAAUUCUGGAAUUCUAACAUGUUAAGCACCAGUUUUAGCUUUAUUACCAAAUAUCAAUUCAGGAAAACGCUUCAGUGCUCUCAAUACCCACUAUAGUCUUGAGAUACGUGGUGAAGACUCUUUCAUAUUUAUAGAUCUCAGUCCCUCACAUGAUAGAUAGAUAGAUAGAUAGAUAGAUAGAUAGAUAGAUAGAUAGAUAGAUAGAUAGAUAGAUAAUUUAUUCAUCCCAAAGGGAUAUUUUGGUGUCCGUGUGACAUCACAGAGCUGAAGCCGAUUACACACAAUACAUGAAGUGUAAUGUGUUGAUGUUGAACUGGACCACUUGUUCCAUCCCACUUAUGUUCUGUGUCGCAAACACCGGUCCAGGUUUCCUCCCUCACUGUGCGUGUCCGUCUUUGGAGCGAGUUUCAGAACCAACGUCUUCCUCUUUAACAGAACUUUCUACUGGAGCCAAAGCUCAGGGGUAAUAAGCAAUUAAAAAGAGCCUCUGGGUGUUUGGAUAUAGAAACGGCGCUCUCUCCCCAGCGCCACACAGAGGAGGGGGCCGGAGCGACCCACUUCAUUCUUAAAUCUCCUCUCUCUCUCUCUCUCCUCCACGUCUCUGCCCCACUUCUAGCCGGGACCCGCCUUCAUCUCUACAGCGAUAUUAAUAUCCUCAUCUGGGUUAAUUAGCCCAGAGACCCUGAGAUACAGAACAGGGCUCCAGAAACCAGACCGGAACACGAGGCCCGUCGACGUGAGAGAGCCGAUCUGAUCUGUCUGCCUGCGGAGUAAAUAAUCUACAGUAACAUCCAGCAUGUUGAUCACAACUCUGCAACUUCACCUUAACUCCCCGCUCGUUAUUCACUCACUCACUCUGACGCGUGCGAUUUAAUCUGGAUCCACUGGUUACUCCUAAAGUCCUAGGAUAAAAUAAACUCCAAACGGCAAUCAGCCAGAAUGUGACUGCAGUCUCGAAGCUUGUUUAGCUUUGCACUGGAGCUUGGGUUUAAUGUAGCAAGAUAAAUAUAAUAAUAUUAUAAUUAAAUAUGAGGUCAGAUUUGUCUGAUAAGACGAGGUCCGAUGGGUCAGGUUUGCCUUUAAGCUCUGGUUGUUCAGUUCAUGUUGUUUGAUGAGGAAGCCAGAUGUGAUGACGGAAAAGAAUUCCCCGAGGACGAACCAGACACAAAAAGGGAUCCCAUCCUCUCCUGGUUCGUCCAAGAUGGCCGCCUCUAUAACGUCACAAUAUUCGGCUUCAGCGAGGUUUAUUUCACUGAGACUUCGGAGAAACUGCGAGAUCAGGAUUUUUUACCUGAGACUGACCUUUUAAUUGACUACAUGUGGCAUAAAGGAGGAAUUUUUUAAUAGAGCUGAGCAGAGAGACUCCUCAUUCCUUUCUAUCUGGUGAAUGAGAGAAUAUCAACACACUGAGUCUUUACUAUGAGAUCAUCUUAAUGGUGAUCAUCAUGAAGCCCAGUAUGAGUCAGGGGUGCCAUAACUGCUUUAUUUUGUACACAUUCAAUCAUCUUUUUUCCAUGCUUUAGGCCGUUCACUUAUGAUUUUUCUCCAAGAUAUUUUUCUCUUCCUUUGCGGCUGCCGUUAAUGGACUUUUAUUAAGGGCUUUUUUUUCUCGGCAGCUGCUUUUGUCAGUGCCAUUGUGCUCAGUGUCUAUUAACUGUGCUUCUCUUCCUCUCUGAUGUCUGUUAAACCGCUUCCUCAGAAAAUGAGUGUGUGCGGUCUCGGCCCGGCCCGCCAGGGCCUUUCGGUCUCCCAGAGGUGAUUUUCGUGAGGAAUUCAAUCGAGUGUGGCUGCAGGUUCACGUGGUGUUGAGCUGCAGGUCCGCUUUUGAAUUCUUGUGAAAAUAGUUUUUUGUGUCUCACAGCUGUUCUGUAACUUCCUGACACGUUACGACACACGAGAAAGCCGCUUCGGGGUUGCAGGGCGGCGUUGUGCACGCUGGCGUUUCCUCACCAGUGCAGGAGGAACCUUAUCUCCUCGGAUCAGACCGGAGGAGAAGCCUUACUGACUUGUCUGUGAUUAGACUCUCUGAAAUUUGACUUGUGUCUCAUGACUCAUUGCGUCGAGUGAGUAAGCAAGUCUCCCGAGUCUCUAUGGCAACAGAAUGUGCGAUAUCGAUUGGACGGUGAGUGUGGGCAGUGCUUCACAGCGAUUGUUGGCCGGUGAAAGCAGAAAUCCUGCGCUGCUGAUGGAGCGACCUUCAGCUUAACCAUCACGUUGCCCCCAGAGCCUGCCAUCGUCAUCGUUCCAUUUAGGCCGGACUGAUUCAUGGCUCCGUGGAGCUGCUUCUCCACCCGCUGUCCGUCAGGGAGCAGGCUAGACUUUGGGGUCAUGACCUCAGGUCGCAGUGUGGAUCAUAAUAUCCGGUUGCAGAAAAUAGAAAGUGUUGAAGUUGCUGCUAGAUUUGCAGUAAAUCUUGUCAAAACAGAAGCGUGCAGGAACACAAACGUACAGAUACUGAGAUAUUUUCACAUGUUUAGGGUUUCAGGGUUAUAUGAGAGUUUCAGUUGAUUAUUUUCCCGUAACAGCAACUGUUUUAUUCCUCUUACACCACAGCUAACCUUUUUAUAAAAUAAACUAUUAGUGAAAGAGCCAUCCAUUUAUAAUCACAUUUAAUGCCCAUAAAACAAGUUCCUGUUCUCACCGUCGCUCCCUCACCAGCCUCUCCCUCUUUUUUCUUUCUGUUGAUGUUAAUAAGACACUCGUCACGUUUCCAAAUCUUUACCUCUGACUCUUAACAAGCCCUGACACUGGAGACUCCUUCCAUACCUGCUUCGUGACGUACACGCACCUUACACGGGUUUUUAACGUGUGAUGGCGAGUGUGUGACGUUUCUUAUAAAAAAAGUAUCAAACACCUAAGACAUCUUCAAAACAGUGAUUUAGAUACUAAACUGGUGGCUCUACCAGCGCUGCUAACAAUGUUAGCCUUAAUGUUUCGCUAGUUAAAGCAGUGUCCUUGCUGAUGUAGAAUUUAUUUUCCCUCAACCGGCCCUUUAAUCACAUGUGCUAACGUAAGUGUAACAGAAACGUACAUCAAACUGACCAGAACAUUAGAGUCUAUUUCUGGAUUCUCCCACAAGUCUUCUGCUGCUUUAUAAACAGGUCGAAAGUCUCUCACUGUUUCAAAACAAACAUCCCAAAUGAUGUCUGUUGGGGUUACUGCGUUUAUUUAUUUAUAUUUUUUAAUUCGCCCCCGUUUCCUUCUUGGAAACUGGGCCAGUGGUUUAUUUCGGCAGAGCGGCCCAUAAGCCCCGUGCACUACGCCGCACGCUGUGAGCGUAUUUAAAGCAGCAGUGGCUGUAUGUCUAUAUGGGACAAUGUGUCAAGAGCACUGAGGGCACAGUGGCGUUGGGAUGGCCUACAUUACAUCUGUGUGCAAAAAAAUGUCAAACACCUAGUGCCACUUUCUCUAUUUGUCCUCUUGUGAGUUAAAAAAAAAAAAAAAAAUUGGGUCAGUGUAAUUGUUGUCUAUUGAAUUCAGAUUAAAGAGUCAGUCUGUUAUUUCGAAAAGUGCUUCUUUAAUAAUCAUAUCAUUUCAAAGAAGCCUGAUUGUAUAUGAUAUGUUUAUUACUGGCAUGCAGUGGUAGGAAAUCUUUAGCUUUGUUUUUGUUUCAGGCUUCUGUUGAGAUUUUUUUUCUGGCCCUGAAAUGAAUCCCGCAGCUCUGCACUAAUCAGUGCUGCUUCUCUCUGUCCUCUUCACUAGAUGAGGGUUUGUGUUUUAACUGAAGUGAUCUGGUCAAGCGGAGUUCACAUAACAGGCACUAGGGGGGGCUUUUAAAAUGACACACUGCCCCUUUAAAUUAGCAGUUUUCACCAGGUUGAAGUCUUCAGUUAAUUUAACAUUUUAACCGGUUAGAAUUUCCUCCUUGCCUCCUGCUGAUUGCGGAGCUGGAGCCUCCCGACGUCCUCCAGUGCCGACGCUUCCAGCCAUCGGCGAUCCAGCCGUCUCCUAAUCAAGGCCUCCCACAAUCUAAUCACGUCUAAUCAAGAGGCUCUCGACGUGAAGGGAGGCUUCAAAGCCGUCAGACGGAUCAGAUGGGUGAGACGUGCGAGGGGAACGGCGAGAUCGACAGCGGCAGAAAUAGAAACGGCAGCCUGUCAUGUCGGAAGUGGGUUACGUCUCUGAUGAGAAAGCAGAUGUCGUGGUGUCCACGCCAGCUCUCGUCCACUGCCUCUGUUAGCCGGUGGCCACAACUGGUGCAUGUUAUUUUCAGAUUUAUGUGAUUUAGAUUUCUGUGCUGUACGGAGCCCUUAUU
Molecule: messenger RNA, 5860 nt
Organism: Hemibagrus wyckioides
Lineage: Eukaryota; Metazoa; Chordata; Actinopteri; Siluriformes; Bagridae
Gene: setmar
Product: SET domain and mariner transposase fusion gene
Exons: 2
Coding region: 151-1002 (283 amino acids)
Cellular component (GO): nucleus
Molecular function (GO): protein binding; histone H3K9 methyltransferase activity; zinc ion binding
Source: RefSeq, a predicted model, not a curated record